AUGACUGGUUUUCCCAAAUUACAACCCAAAUAUUUUUACGGAAUAACAGUGGGUCUAAAUGGUAGCGAUUGUUUGUUUUUUAAUGAUAAAGAAUUGUUUAAUGCGUUUAUAAGAAAUGUUGUGGCUCUUGCUGAAAGAGGAGGUCGACCAAAAGUAAGAAUAUAUGAUCUAGAAAGUUUGAAAUAUAAGCAUACUUUAGAAGUUCCUCAGAAAGAUAAAGCAAAUGGAAUUAUUAAUUUAAAAUUUUCUUGUGAUGACAUAUUCUUAGCAGUGCUAACAGAUGGUCCUGAUUUUAUGAUGUACUUUUAUAGUUGGGAAAAUUCGAUGAUUGAAAGCUCAACGCAAGCUAUAGAACCUUCGACUUUUAUAGGUCCAGUUCUUGACAUGGCGCUAAAUCCUUCAGACAGUACAAUCAUGUGUUUUGUUGGCUCAAAUCUUUUUCGCCUAAUGACAAUUACUGAAACAGUAUGGAAGCAGUAUGGAUUCCAAACUAUAAAAGAUGUAAAUUUUACUAGUGUAUGUUGGUUAAAUGGUGAUAGAAUUCUCGCUGGCACACUAGAUUGUCGAAUUUUCUAUAUUGAAAAUGGCAACCUUCGAGCUGUGUAUGUUGCAAAUACAAUAAAGUAUAUUGAUAUUAAGUAUAAUAUGGAAAAUCCAUUAGAAGUUUUAGCCUCACAUUCAAAGACAGAUCAAUACAGAAAUGUCAGAUGUUUAACACCUAUUAAUACAGGAUUUUUAUUUAUUGUUGGAAGAAAUAAUAUUUUUUAUUUUGCAAAAGAAAAUGACGAUAAAAUAUACUCAAAACGGGCAGAGUUUGCAAUUGAGAAAGAUUUGGGUAUAUUGGAAGAAAAUAUUUCAUUACAAACAGUUGAAUGUUUAAGCAUUAAUCCAAGCACACAGAAAUUGGUGUGCGUUACAAAAAUGUCGCAAAUGUAUUGGACUACACUAGCACUCACACCUGAUAUAAUUCUAGGUUCAACUGUUAAACUUAAACCUCUAGGAGAAGAUAUGCAUUAUGGUGGCAUUGCUAGCCUAUCAACGUGUCAAUGGAAACCAAUAUUUUUGACAUGCGGAAAAAUAGAUGGGACCAUAAAGGUGUGGGAUUAUAUUAGCCAAACACUUAUAUUUUCUCAGCACUACCAAGAAAAUGUGUUCAGUGUCUCCGUACAUCCAACAGGUUUGUACUCGCUGGCAUCGUUCAUUAGCAAGGUGGAAUUUCAAUUGAUCCAGAUGGAAGGUUUAAAGGAAUGGAAAAAGAUUGCUAUGAUGGAUUGCAAUCUAACUGCUUUUAGUAAUUCGGGUCAUAUGUUUGCAUUAGCCAACCAUCACAAAGUUGAUGUUUAUUGUUCUGUUAUUUUUGAACAUAGAUAUACACUUAGAGGACACUCGGGAAUAAUAACAGCGUUACGAUGGGGGUUUCAUGAUGCCAAUUUAAUAACAUGUGGCUUGGAUGGUGCCAUAUACGAGUAUAACAUGAGAACUGGUGAGCGAGAUUUGGAUAUUGUAAAUCCCGAAAUUGUCUACAUUGACUUAGUUGUAUCAAAAGAUACUAGUCGUAUGUUUCCAAUUGCUCAAGAUGGACGAUUUAGAGAAAUAUACAAUCAGACAGUUUGUAUAAAGAAAUUUUCUAAUUUAUACUUAUUUCGUAAUGUAAAUAUACAUAAGGGAAAUUUAAACGCCGCAGUUCUAUCCAAUACAGAUUCUAUGUUAUUCAUAGCAGCUGAACAUGGUGUAGUGUUAUCUUUUGCUUUACCAAUUAUAACUAAGAUACAGUUUAACGAGUUUCGAAUGCACAACCAAAACAUAACUAAAAUGUGUAUUACGAUGAAUGAUUUGUUUUUUAUAACUUGUUCAAAUGAUGGUAGUUUAUGUAUUUGGGAAGUGAAAAAUACUGAAGAUAAAAUGAUCAAAGUUCACUCAGAUUUUAAUUAUUUAGAUGACAUUCUUGUUACGGCAUCAGAUAUUUCCGAUAAAAUUGCAACUAUAGAGCAAUUUGAAAUACGAGUGGCUGAAUUAGAACGAACCUAUAAAGUGGAUCAACUUAAAGAAACCAAUAUACGCACUAUUCAAGAUAUUAGAUUUAUGAAUUCCAGAAUUAUUGAUUCAAUGAAAAAAAUGAUGAAAGAUAGCACUAGAGAACACAAUUUGAACAUAAUACUAUUGAAACAAGAAUUAAAUAAUCUUAAAGAAUCUCAUGAAAAUACAAUCGAGAAACUAGAAUCUUAUCAUUUUGAAAAUUUAUUACGAGAGUAUAAAAAAUAUACUCUUUUAGAAGACAAAAUGUACAAAACGACUCUGGAAUUGAAAAAAGGUUUGAGUGAAAUUAAAAUCUUACAAAACCAAAAGUUGGAAGAACUCAUUGAAUUUUUUAAUGAAAGACUUACUGAAAAAGAUAAAGAACUUCAUAAAAUCAAAGAAAACUUGAUAAUGGAGAAAAAUAAUACUAUUAUGUUAAUGGAACAAAUCGAAGAUGAUGUAGAUCGAGACUUUCUAGAAAAAAAAACAAAUUAUUUGACCAAAAUUAGAGAACUGAAGAAGAUCAACAUAAAUCUUAGAGGACAAUUAGGAACUUACAAAAUGAAAACUAUAACUGCAUUAGAAGAGAUAGAAAAUUUGACUAAUCUUAUUGAAAAAUAUGACGAAGAUUUAGAACAGUUGAAAACAACAGUCAAUGAGAAGAAAAGUAUUAAGUACGAUAUUUCAAAACAAAUAAAAAGUCGAGAUGAAAUCAUUCAAGAGAAAAACAAUAUAUUAUUCGAAGAAAAUUUAAAGUUGAAAGAAUUGGAGAAAGAAUCCGAUGUGUUGAAACAUAACAUACAAGAUAUGGAACAGGCGGUAGAACCAUUAAUAUUAGAACUUCAAGCUAAAAAAGAAGCAAUAUCUGAUUUGGAAAAUGAAUUAGACGAAAAGAAUAUUAUUAUCAAACGCACGGAACUAUUUCUCAUAGAACAACGAGAAAUUUUACAGAUGCUUGAGGUAGAAAUUCAUAAGCAACAGAACAUAAUCCGAAACAGCAACAAUAUAAUCAGUCGUAUGGUUAGUGACAUACAUCAAGUCAGUCAGAAGUUACAAAAUCCAAGUAUAUUGAAAAGUGUAGUUUCAAAAUUAUAUCACCAAUACGCAGAAGAAAAAUCAUUUAAUGGAACCAAGUAUGAAGAAUUAAAUUCCCGAAUAGAAUUUUCUAGACAAAGAGGAUAUUUAGAAAAAUUAAUAGCAUCUCAUAGAAGAAAAAUGAAAAAAUGCAAUAAAAAAAGUGAUUCUCAUUAUCAAAUUAUAGAAGAAAAUAUGGCACUUAUCGAAGAAGUUAAAAGUUUGAGAAAAGAUGUGAAAAACUAUCGCACUAAAUACAAUAAUCUUGAAAGUCUAAUCAAAAUUGAAGACAAAAAUGUGUCUCCUAAACAAGCAAGGGCGAUGUUAAACUCUGUCAUUUCGAUUGAUAACGUUGAAGAAAAAUAUAAAGAUCGAUUAACUACAUUACAAAAUAGAAUUGAAAUGCUACAAUCCGAGCUAAAUAGAGUUAAAAAUAUAGCUAACUAGUUAAAAUUUUACGAUUAUCAUAUUCAAAAUUAUUUUAUCUAAUUAUAUUAAGUUAAUUUAAAAAUUAUUCGUUGAUAUCAUUCUAUAGUGAAUAAUUUAUGCUGUAUAACUAUGUUAGUAUUGAAGUUUGCAAGCACAGCUAUGAAAUGGAUGUAAGUGCUUUUAAUAUAUAUUAAGUAAAUACAAAUA
Messenger RNA from Daktulosphaira vitifoliae (grape phylloxera), 3726 nucleotides. RefSeq names its product cilia- and flagella-associated protein 57-like. The transcript is spliced from 16 exons. Lineage: Eukaryota; Metazoa; Arthropoda; Insecta; Hemiptera; Phylloxeridae. Gene Ontology annotation, molecular function: protein binding. The coding region runs from base 1 to 3537 and encodes 1178 amino acids. The record is from RefSeq and is a predicted model, not a curated record.